AUGACCUCGCUGGAUAUAGAAGCAAAAACAUAUAAGCCUUCCCCUUCCAACGACUCUGUCGUAAGGGAGGCGUGUGAUUUGCACCGCACACCGUAUUCGUGUUAUACGCCACAGACUCUGUGA
Molecule: messenger RNA, 123 nt
Organism: Parastagonospora nodorum SN15
Lineage: Eukaryota; Fungi; Ascomycota; Dothideomycetes; Pleosporales; Phaeosphaeriaceae
Exons: 2
Coding region: 1-123 (40 amino acids)
Source: RefSeq, a predicted model, not a curated record